GGCAUCACAUCGAGAACCUGGAUCUCUUCUUCUCUCGCGUCUAUAACUUGCAUCAGAAGAAUGGCUUCACCUGCAUGCUCAUUGGAGAGAUCUUUGAGCUCAUGCAGUUCAUCUUCGUGGUGGCAUUCACCACCUUUCUUAUCAGCUGUGUUGAUUAUGACAUCCUUUUUGCCAACAAAGCAGUUAAUCACAGCCAGCAUCCCAGUGAGCCCAUUAAGGUGACUCUGCCAGAUGGCUUCCUGCCUCCAAAUGUCUGCAGUGCAAGAAUCCAGGCAAACAGCUUCCUCAUCUGCAUCCUGGUGAUAGCUGGGGUUUUCUGGAUCCACCGACUCGUCAAAUUUAUCUACAACAUUUGCUGCUACUGGGAGAUUCACUCUUUCUACAUCAAUGCCCUCAAAAUCCCCAUGUCCACCCUGCCCUACUACACCUGGCAGGAGGUGCAGGCCCGCAUCGUGCAGAUCCAGAAGGAGCACCAGAUCUGCAUCCACAAGAAGGAGCUGACGGAGUUGGACAUCUACCACCGCAUCCUCCGCUUCAAGAACUACAUGGUGGCCAUGGUGAACAAGUCGCUGCUGCCCAUCCGCUUCCGCCUGCCCCUGCUGGGAGACACGGUCUUCUACACGCGUGGGCUCAAGUACAACUUUGAGCUCAUCUUCUUCUGGGGGCCUGGCUCCCUCUUUGAGAACGAGUGGAGCCUGAAGGCUGAGUACAAGCGGGCCGGGAACCGCCUGGAGCUGGCUGAGAAGCUCAGCACUCGCAUUCUCUGGAUUGGCAUUGCUAACUUCCUCCUCUGCCCCCUCAUCCUCAUCUGGCAGAUCCUCUAUGCCUUCUUCAGCUACACGGAGAUCCUGAAGCGGGAGCCGGGCAGCCUGGGUGCCCGCUGUUGGUCUCUCUACGGCCGCUGUUACCUCCGUCACUUCAACGAACUGGACCACGAACUUCACUCACGCCUCAGCAAGGGGUACAAGCCAGCUUCCAAGUACAUGAACUGCUUUAUCUCCCCGCUCCUCACCAUCGUGGCCAAGAACGUGGCCUUCUUCGCUGGCUCCAUCCUGGCUGUGCUCAUCGCUCUCACCAUCUAUGAUGAGGACGUGCUGGCAGUCGAGCACGUCCUGACCACGGUCACCCUGCUCGGGGUGGGCAUCACGGUGUGCAGGUCUUUCAUCCCUGACCAGCACCUGGUAUUUUGCCCAGAGCAGCUGCUGCGAGUCAUCCUGGCCCACAUCCACUACAUGCCUGACCACUGGCAGGGCAAUGCCCACCGCUACGAGACCAGGGACGAGUUUGCCCAGCUCUUCCAGUACAAAGCGGUCUUCAUCCUGGAGGAGCUCCUGAGUCCCAUCAUUACACCGCUGAUUCUCAUCAUUUGCCUGCGGCCCAAGUCUUUGGACAUCGUUGACUUCUUCCGCAACUUCACCGUGGAAGUGGUGGGCGUGGGCGACACCUGCUCCUUUGCCCAGAUGGAUGUGCGCCAGCACGGCCACCCGGCGUGGAUGUCGGCGGGAAAGACGGAGGCCUCCAUUUACCAGCAGGCCGAGGACGGCAAGACGGAGCUGUCUCUCAUGCACUUUGCCAUCACCAACCCGAAGUGGCAGCCGCCUCGUGAGAGCACGGCCUUCAUCGGCUUCCUGAAGGAGCGGGUCCACCGGGACAGCAGCCUGGCACUGGCUCAGCAAGCUCGUCUGCACAGGACAGCAAUUCUCUCCCUUUCAACUCUGCAGCCUCACAGCCUGAUUGCCAAUGUUAUAGCGUCCUCGGCACUGGGCUUCCACAUGGGCCGGGACGGACAGGUCUCCCGCCAUCUCUCUGAAGUGGCCUCGGCCCUGCGUUCCUUCUCCCCGCUCCAGUCUGCCCAGCAGCCUCCCAGUGGCUUCCAGACGGCGGGAAGGGAUGGAGAGGGAGCCCAGCCUCGGGGCGCCAGUGCCAUGACAGCCUCUGGGUAAGCUGCAGGCUGGAAGGGUGUGUUCGGGCACCUGGAUUCUCGCACACAGCUGACUCACCCGUGUUUUGACCUGCAGUUGCACAAGCAGCACGCCCAGCUGGAGCCCGAGCGGCACACUUGGCACCGGCGGGAGAGCGAUGAGAGUGGGGAAAGCGCCCACGAGGAGCUGGAUGCUCAGCGGAGCGCCUCCGUCCCCCCUGCCGAGGAGACAGCCACGCUGCAGACCGGCUUCCAGCGACGGUAUGGCGGCAUCACAGACCCAGGCACAGUACACAGAGCCCCAUCACACUUCUCUCGCCUCCCUCUGGGAGGCUGGGCUGAGGACGGGCAGUCAGCGAGACACCCAGAGCCCGUGCCAGAGGAGAGCUCAGAGGAUGAGCUUCCACCGCAGAUCCACAAG
This is a messenger RNA of Apaloderma vittatum (bar-tailed trogon), 2342 nucleotides long. RefSeq names its product autophagy related 9A (gene ATG9A). The annotation marks the transcript as partial. Lineage: Eukaryota; Metazoa; Chordata; Aves; Trogoniformes; Trogonidae. Gene Ontology annotation, cellular component: autophagosome; phagophore assembly site. The record is from RefSeq and is a predicted model, not a curated record. Gene Ontology annotation, biological process: protein localization to phagophore assembly site; autophagy of mitochondrion. The transcript is spliced from 12 exons.